AUGACAAGGAAAAGUAAGGUCGACGUCAUCAAAGAGAAGAAAGCUGAAAAGAAGCUACAAUAUGAAGACACUGAAGUGAAAGAUGAAUUUUUAAAGAAAGUUGAAGAAAAUCAAAGUAAUUUUGCAAUUGAAUUCUGUGGUAGUAAAUUUUUUAAGAAUUUUGAAAGUGCUUGCGGGUUUAAGUUUGAAGAUUUGAAAAGUUUUGAUAAGUUUGUUGCUCUUUUGUAUCGGCCAACUGAUCCAGCUAGUUUGGGAGUUGUUCGUGCAUUAUUCGGAUUAUGUAUGGUGUUAGACGUGGUGGAGGAACGAGGUUUAGCGGACAUUGAUCUAAAAUGGGGAGAUCCAUACAACUGUCACUUUCCACUAAUCCACGGGAUGCGCCCGGCAAGUUUACCCUGGAUGAUCCUUCUAUUCACAGUAAUGUGGUUGGGAGCCUUCGGAAUCAUGCUUGGACUCUGGUUCAAGCUAGCUUGCAUCUCCUUCCUGCUCCCCUACUGGUACAUAUUUCUUCUAGACAAAAGUUUGUGGAACAAUCACAGUUACCUCUACGGAGUAGUCACACUGUUGCUAUUAGGCACCCAGGCGAAUCGAUAUUUCUCCAUCGACGCGCUGCUGAGUCAAGACAGUAAAACCAGCCAAAAAAUUCCUCUGUGGAAUUACUUCAUCAUAAAGUUUCAAUUUUUUGCCCUGUACUUCCUAGCAGGAUUGAAAAAAUCAAACCCCGAGUGGCUGGAAGGCUACGCGAUGACUAAUUUAUCAGACCACUGGGUCUUUGACCCCUUCAAGAUUUUCCUUACCACAGAACAAACGGAUUUCUUCAUUGUUCACUGGUUCGGGUUCAUCUUUGACCUUACCGUCGGGUUUUGGAUGCUUUUCGACAAGACUAGACUUCCUGCGAUGUUUUUCUGCACAACUUUUCACCUUAUGAAUUCAAGAUUAUUCAGCAUAGGAAUGUUUCCGUACGUUUGUUUAGCGACGAUGCCGCUUUUUUGCCACGUUGACUGGCCUAGAAAAGUUUUGAGUAAAUUAAAAACACUGUUUGUUUCUUCAAAAACAAUUAAUCAAGCCUGUGAUUGUGGAUCUAGUGAAAAAAGUACAAUAAAUGAAGAAAACUCCUUGUGCGAAGAAAAGAUACCCUCCAAAAUAAAGGAACCGAGUUUUGAGUCAAAAUUAGAAAUUAAAAAUGCAAGACCUACAAAAAAACAAAAAUUUGUAGUAAUUUUAUUAUUAAUUCAUAUUUUUUUACAAUUUUUCUUACCUUACUCCCACUUUAUCACCAAAGGCUACAACAAUUGGACUCCUGGGUUGUACGGCUACUCUUGGGACAUGAUGGUCCAUUCCUGGGACACUGUUUUGAUCGUAGUUAGGGUUCACGAUAAUGAAAAAAAUGAGGACCACUUUGUAGACCCACAGGCUUGGGUUCAAAAUGACAAGUGGUCAAAACAUGGAGAUAUGAUGAUACAGUACGCUCAGUGCUUGAAAAAUAAUUUGCUGCACAGGAAAAAAGAAGUAUUGAAGAGAAGAAAUUUGGGUAUGAGUCACGCUCGGGGUGAGUGGUCCCAAAUAUCUGGAAAUCUGAGUAUUUAUAUUGAUGUACGGUGCUCUCUGAAUGGGAGAUUCCAGCAACGGAUUUUUAAUCCAGAGAUCGACAUGCUGAUGGUUGACUGGCACCCCUUUAAGCCGGUCAGCUUUCUUAUGCCGCUGCUCACCCAGUUCAGCGGGUAUCGCAAGAAGAUGGACGAGAUUACGAGGCACGUGUACUCUUGGUCUAAUUACACAGAUGUCUUCUUUGUCGCUGACUACCCUGGAAUGGUGCUGGAGAAUUACUUCAGUGAGGAUUUUAGCAAUAUUUCGCUGAAUGUUCUCGAGGGAGAGGUCACUUAUGUUGAAGAAGACUCGAAGAGUAAAGUUACGGUUGUCAAGGGUCACAGUGUGGGAGUUUCUUCUGGGAAGUUGCAUGAAGUUACCACUGUCAGUGCUUAUCCGUCUUGUUAUAUGUACACUUAUACCAAUCAGACGAGAGAAAAUUUGGAGAUCAUUGAUCAAAAUCCCGAAUCAGCAAGACGUAGAUCCGGAUGGCCAAUAAUGAAGGAAUUGAACUACAAAAUAAAUGCCUGGUGGCGUGCACUAGGUCACAUUGCGAACGCAUUUUUUUACCUCGUCUAUGACGUGCCAAUGCUAAGAAGAGUUCCACGCACACUGAAUUACUACGAGUAUGACUAA
Messenger RNA from Cotesia congregata, 2223 nucleotides. NCBI's taxonomy places the organism in Eukaryota, Metazoa, Arthropoda, Insecta, Hymenoptera, Braconidae. The record is from the annotation of a GenBank genome assembly.